This is a messenger RNA of Caenorhabditis auriculariae, 1764 nucleotides long. Lineage: Eukaryota; Metazoa; Nematoda; Chromadorea; Rhabditida; Rhabditidae. The record is from the annotation of a GenBank genome assembly.
AUGUCACCGGGGUUAAUCGCUUUGCCCCAUCGCUCUUUGCUACGGAUAGGUGGCCGUGAUGCCAAGGCUUUCCUUCAAGGACUCAUCACGAAUGAUAUUAAGUAAGAGUUUAUCAUAAUCGAUCUUUUGAUUCUGCUAGUUUUAGCAAGCUAGAAAGGCAACCAGGAUUAGCAGCGUUUAUUCUCAACACAAAAGGCCGGAUCGUAGAAGACAUCUUGCUGUGGAGACGUGGCGACGACGACCUUUUCGUUGAAAGCUCAAAAGUGCAUCGUGACGAACUUAUAGUGCUUUUCAACAAGUAUAAACUACGGAAGCAGGUGAGCUUUGGUUUAAAAAGUCAUUUUAAAAUAAAAUAUGGAUGAUUGAUAUGAAUAUUUUCAGGUGGACAUAAAAGCAAGUGAUGAAGCGGUUGCCUUUGUUCCCGGCCCAAUCAACGAUUCUUCAAACAGUUGCGUCUUUUUUUUCAAAUAGUAUGAGUUGCCUUCAAAAAAUUAGAGAAGGAUUUUAGAAAAAAAUCUUCAAGAGAAAAAGUCGAAACUUAAGGUUUGAUCGAUCCUCGAAUCUCUUCAUUCGGAGCUCGAGUUUUCGGAAAAAAGACAGAAUCCAAAAAUGCCGAUUCCUAUCACGCCUUGAGAAGGUCUGCUGGCAUUGCGGAAGGUGUCGACGAACUUGAUGGACUUUUACCUUUCCAGGUAAUUUCUUUCUUAUUUUGGUGUUCUCAUAUUUCCAAUAUCAGGCGAACGGAGAUUUGCUCAAUAUGGUCUCUCUGGAUAAAGGAUGUUAUAUUGGACAGGAAUUGACGGCUCGAACUGCACAUACUGGUUUGUUUUAUCAUUUUUGAAGUUUUUCUUUCCAUUUCCUUAAAUUUCAACAUUAAAGAUUUCAGUUUAGGUGUGAUCCGAAGGCGAAUCCUGCCUUUUAAGGUUGAUAAAGCCGUGAAGAAAGACGCCGAUAUCAUCGACGAGAAGGGAAACAAAGUUGGAAAGGUUUCAGUUGUUUUCAACUUUUAAAGAGUUAGGUCAAGAAGGAUAUUUAUUCAAUCGUUUAUGUUCUCUUUGCAUACGAUGAUUCAUUUUUCUUCAAACCUACAUUCGUUUAUUGAAUAUUUAAACAGUCAUUUGUAAGAUUUUUAAGGUAUUAAAAAAACUUCAAAACUGUUAUUCAAAAAAAUUAUAAUUUUUUUAAAAAUCCAGGCUGCAGCUCUAAUAAAGUGGCCAAAAUGGAACUUCUGCACGCGUUUUAGGAAUUCCCUAAUAAUUGGAACAAGUUUCAUUUUUUUUUUCUUAGGUGAAAAUGCAACAAAAUGGUAUCAAUUUUUGAGAACCUGGCGAAUAAGAAGCCAAAAAAAGAGGUGGGACGGUUUUUUCAAGCCAAGUUAUUUUUGGAGCUUUCCAAAGUUCCCUUUGUCACCAUUUCUCGGGCCUUUAAAAUCCCAAAAAAUGAAAGACUCAAUAAAGGGACUCUCUUUGCUGCCUUCCUGUGGCCUUUUUUUGAGCCUCUCUUUUUAGCGGCCAUUAUAUAAAUUUGCAAUGAUCACCUCGCAAAUCAUAGAUAAAUUUAAAAAAAAUUCAGUUCAUAAAAAUUAAAAAAAUUGAGGUGGUAUCGAGCGACGACGCUUUCGCCCUGGCCCUGUUCUCCUUGGCGGCGUUCAAAUCGACACGUCUUCAGGUCGGCGACGUCGUUGUCCGACCCGUCCAGCCAGUCUGGAUGCCCGACAAAAUCGUCGCACAUCCACAACAUCGAACUAGCCUCACUGAUUCCUGA